AAACAAAGUAAAGCUCAAGAGCAGAAUGUUUACCUGGAAUAAAUUAGGGACCAGGCUUUACAAAAUAUUGAAGAUGUAUGUUUAAAAUAUGAACAUCUAUUAAUACCUAGAAACUGACAGACAAAAUUAGAACCUGAACACAAAACCACAGCAGCUUUAUAAUUGUUUAGGAAAAAAUAAUAAAAACAUAUCUUUUGUGACUUGUUUUUAACAAGUAUCAUGAACUUUUUGGCAAAAUGUAAACAGAGGUCCAGCUAUGUGUGGUGAGGGCAAGCUGAAUACAAAUAAAUUAAUACAUAAAAAAAGAAAAUUCAAGUAAUUCUGCUUCCCUCCAUUUGAAAAAGACUUAAAGCCACCUCAUUUGCAUAAGCAAACUGCGCAAACACCUCCUUCUACAUAUACAAGUGAAACUUUCAGAAAUGUUUGCUGCUUCUCUUCACGAGCUCUGAUUGUGAUCUCACCAUGCUCACUUACUGUACCCUGGCAGCACUGAUGCUUGUGCUGAACUUUAGUAGUCAAGUUGAUGCAGGGAAAAUCAUUGGAGGCCAUGAGGUUGCAGCACACAGCAGGCCAUACAUGGUGCUGAUAGAGACAAAAUCUGAAAAUGGCCUUCCAAUGCACUGUGGUGGAUUCCUUGUAAGAGAAGAUUUUGUUAUGACUGCAGCUCACUGCAAAGCCAAGUCCUACACUGUUUUCUUAGGCCUUCACACAUACUAUGACAAAAAUAAACAGAUUCUGUCUGUGAAAGAAGAAUAUCAGCAUGGGGACUUUGAUGAAAAUUAUUAUAGGAAUGACAUAAUGCUACUGAAGCUGUCCUCUAAAGCAAAGCUGAACAACAACGUAAAACCUAUCGCUCUUGCAGACAAGAGUAAUGCCUCAGUGCCAAAAUCAUGCAUAGUCUCUGGCUGGGGACAAACAAGCUUAAAGAACAAACAAAUGUCUCUUACACUCAUGGAAGCCAAUGUAACACUUGAAAAAGAGAUGUGUACUGAGGAAAAGGUAUACUGCUCUAAGGGAGAAACGGGACCUGGUCAGGGAGACUCUGGUGGUCCGCUGGUCUGUGAAGGAGGAAAGGCUUAUGGGCUGGUGUCUGCAAGCAGGAAACUGCCCUCUGGUUGCAUGCUGUAUAAGUACACAAAGAUACCUGACUACCGCCAGUGGAUUGACAACAUCAUUAAACAUAGUUUAAACAGCGCGUAGAAUAGGCUACAGAAAACUGAUCAAAUUAAACAUCUCAGCUGAGGUGUUGCUUAAUAUGGUUUACCCAUAUAAAGUUACAUGUUUUAGUAUUUUGCGCAGCAGUUCUACAGGCUGCAAAUAAAUGCAAUAUGGGUGAAAAUAUGAGUUCAUAAUAAAUGUUGGUUAGCAGAUGUCAUUAGAUAUGUUCUUUGUUAACAACUUAGUUUAAUUACUGCCUUGAGUAUGUUUUUUAAUGGGGGACCAAAUUAAAAGACUUCUUUAAGAUGUCCAUGAUUAGUUUUGAUUUGUUACCAAAAUAAAUAAUUGCUUCCUGAA
Molecule: messenger RNA, 1515 nt
Organism: Girardinichthys multiradiatus
Lineage: Eukaryota; Metazoa; Chordata; Actinopteri; Cyprinodontiformes; Goodeidae
Product: granzyme G-like
Exons: 5
Coding region: 463-1200 (245 amino acids)
Biological process (GO): proteolysis
Molecular function (GO): serine-type endopeptidase activity
Source: RefSeq, a predicted model, not a curated record